AGAAGCUCUAGAACAAAAUAGACUACCAGUCCAGCCGACAAGCGGGUUUAGUUUGCGCAGCUGAAGGGAAUUAGAUUUACAAACUUUCACCUUUGUCAAAUUUAGCAAUAUUUCAGUCAAUAAGUUAGUACUAGUCCUAUUAAACAUUAGCAAUGUCAUCAUCGAUAGAAAUGACUGAAAUGUACGACAACGCUCUACUUGGGAUCUUACAACACGUUGGAAAUAUACAGGAUUUUCUACAGGUCUACUUUGGAUUUCUUUACCGAAAAACAGACUACUACCGUCUUCUUUCAGGUCCAAAUGACCGUAUGGGCUUUCCCCCUGGUGUAGCAGAGAAAAUGGUCCUCAAAACCUUCAAAAUCUUUGAGAAGUUUGCGAUUGCGGACCGGGAGCGCGAAGCGCAGCGCCGAGCACCCGCAGCGGUUCAAGAGCUGGAGGUGCAGUCAGGGCCAGCGGAGGCAGGGGCCGUCGCCACGGCGACAGCAGCAUCCAGCAGCAGCACGGACGAGUCCAGUGCUCCAUCCCCGUCGCCAUCUCCAGCUGUCGCACCGUCUCCAGCAUCUCUCGCUGCCUCUUCACGGUCCCAGGGCGCCAGUGUUGCGCAGCCAUCAGGAGGCGACCAGGCAGCGGCAUCCACCUCUGCAGGAGCCACUGCAGCAGACCCAGCCAAAUCAGCUACCGAGAGCAACCCCGACAGCUAUAAUGGGGCUGUGAGGGAGAACUACACCUGGUCCCAAGACUACAAUGAUGUAGAGAUCAAAGUUCAUGUUGAGCCGAAUAUCCUCAAGGGCAAACAGGUGUCCGUUAACUUUCAGUCAGACAGACUUCGCGUUGCCUUGAAAGAGGGAUCAACAGAGAGAGUCCUGGUUGAAGGGGAGCUCUGUCACAAGAUCAACACGGAGAACUCGCUCUGGAGUCUAGAGCCUGGACGAUGCAUCCUGGUCUCGCUCAGUAAGUUGGGAGAGGUGUGGUGGAGUGCUGUGCUGAAGGGGGAACAGGAGAUCGACAUCAACCAGAUCAACCGUGAGCGCUCCAUGGCAACGGUUGACGAGGAGGAGCAUGCAGUGCUGGACCGCCUGACCUUCGACUACCACCAAAAACUCCAGGGGAAACCUCAGAGUCAUGAAAUGAAAGUCCAUGACAUGCUGAAGAAAGGUUGGGACGCCGAGGGCUCCCCCUUCAGGGGUCAGCAGUUUGACCCGUCGAUGUUCGACAUCCCUCCUAGCGCUGUCCAGUUCUGAAGUUCACAUUAGCAAACAAACAAUCAAACAAACAAACAAACAAACAAACACCAACACAAACAAGCACACGUUCCUCAGCCGGCACACACCUGAUUUGUGGUGCACACCCUCCGGUGGGAGGAGAUAGAACACCUCAUGGUGUGGUGACCCAGCUUUGACUCAAAUGCCAACGAAAGGAAAGAGAGAGGCUUGAUUGACAGCUAUGAUAUCUGAUUGACUCUUGUGUAGGCCUUCCUCCUCUCCCUUUGUUUUGGGCAUGAUGGGACGUGUCUUUUCUUAGACAAGUUACAGUUACAAUGAAAUGUUUGCUUUUUUCAUGUGGUUAGCGUUCCGUGCUGAAGAGGAAAAUGUCAUGGGAGCUUAUGAUUGCAGUGUUGAAAUGGUGGACAGGUGACCCCUGUCACAUCACCUGUUUAUUGUAUUUUUCUUGCCCUCUUUUCAAACCAAACUUUUUUAUUUGGUGCGGUGGAGGGAUCUGUGAUGCAGUUAGAAAUCAACCUAAAUGUCAAAGGCCAAGGCCACCAUGUUGGUUUUAAAUGGCAUGUCGGAAGACGUUGGAAGAAUUUGACAGGCCAGAGUUUACUUUUGGGUCAUUUUGACAUAUUUUGCUUGUUUGUGUGUGCCUGAUUUCAAUAAAUACAGGCGUCUGUUUAACCUGAA
Sardina pilchardus (European sardine) is the source of this 1901-nucleotide messenger RNA. It is a transcript of the gene nudcd3, whose product is annotated as NudC domain containing 3. Gene Ontology annotation, biological process: protein folding. Gene Ontology annotation, cellular component: cytoplasm. Lineage: Eukaryota; Metazoa; Chordata; Actinopteri; Clupeiformes; Clupeidae. The coding region runs from base 153 to 1241 and encodes 362 amino acids. The record is from RefSeq and is a predicted model, not a curated record. The transcript has 6 exons.